Molecule: messenger RNA, 1365 nt
Organism: Baudoinia panamericana UAMH 10762
Lineage: Eukaryota; Fungi; Ascomycota; Dothideomycetes; Mycosphaerellales; Teratosphaeriaceae
Exons: 2
Coding region: 1-1365 (454 amino acids)
Source: RefSeq, a predicted model, not a curated record
AUGGCAAAGUCUUGGAGUGGCGUUAUUCUCGCAGACAACAGCAGUACCUCACAUCUCGUCACCUUGUCCGCCCAGCACAACCCAACCACAUGGCUUGGAGAGCGGAGUGCCCUGCGCUUCCUCGCAAUUGUUGACGUCCAUCUGAUCCCACUCCAUCUAUUUACCGGCGUUCAGUACAGUGUCGCCACUGAAGACGCAGAAACUGCGCAAUGGUUUCGCAGCUGUUUAUUGACUCCGCAGUAUGAAGGGUCUGCCACAAGUCCACCAUGGUGGGAAUCUGGUCGCCCGGACUCACCCACAGGGAUCCUGGUCGGUGUCGAGACGAGCCAGGAAGUGGAACCGAAUCAAGGCGCGAGCGUUACCGAGCUACUUUUCUACGCAUCACGGACCGUGCCAGUAACGGCGCCACCACCUUCGCCGCCUUCGUCUCCUUGUGCACUAGUGACUGGCGCCGUACGGACUGCUGAGGGCACCUUCGGAGUCUAUGCGCUUGCACUAUCUUCAGACCUCGACGUGACGACAGCAGGGCCUACCCCACCAAGCUCUCCACGGUCGGAGGCACCAGAGAUCGAGGCAGUAUUCCUGCCUCAGCGCAAGCUUGGUCUCGCCGAAGUCAUCCACGAGCCACCGGUCCGGAAGCGCAGGAAUGUCAGUGAUGCAUUCGACGAAGCAGCAGAACGACGCAAAAAGGCGCGUCGAAAGGGCGGAGAAGGUGUCGCGGCCGCAGCGGCCGUCCAGGCUGAAAGCGACAUGCCGUCUUUGAAGCAUCGUCGAACAAUCAGUGGCACGACAAGCCAGUCCGUACCUUUGCAAACGAGACCAUUGUCGAGAUCACCAAGCGUAGCGUCUUCGAGACCCAUCACAGCCCGCGCGCCUUCCGAGGCGCCCAAGCGAUCCGCACUAUCACGCGUGCAAAGCAUCUCGGUUGCGGGCGAAAACAAUUCCAUUGAGGACCAGAAUAAAGAGCUUGUCUCUCGCAUCGUUAUGGCAGGCAUGCGCCUUUACGGACUGUCGCGAUCUAAGGAUCGCAAACCGCGGACCACUAUGUCUGAACCGGGUUACGCUGCUGUUGCGUCUGGACAGCUGAAGGAGGAGACGGCACCAGAAGAAGAAUACAAGCUGGUAUAUCAUCAGGUGUUCAAAGGCACCUGCUUCGCAUUUCGCCGUCGCUUGGCUGUCAAUUUGCUGCAAUUGCACGCUGAAGCCGUUCAGGACAUCGUGGACAGAUUGCUUGGCCUCUAUUGCAACGAUCCUCUUACUGAUGGGCUGCCCUCCGUGGCAGACGAGUUCACCCCCGGAGGCGGAAGAGUGCUUCAACGUUCUCAAACUAGCUUGGUUCAUAGUGCCACGUCGCAAGAGCGAUAA